This is a messenger RNA of Olea europaea var. sylvestris, 1210 nucleotides long. RefSeq names its product protein DETOXIFICATION 35-like. Gene Ontology annotation, biological process: xenobiotic detoxification by transmembrane export across the plasma membrane. Gene Ontology annotation, molecular function: antiporter activity; xenobiotic transmembrane transporter activity. The annotation marks the transcript as partial. The transcript has 4 exons. Gene Ontology annotation, cellular component: membrane. Lineage: Eukaryota; Viridiplantae; Streptophyta; Magnoliopsida; Lamiales; Oleaceae. The record is from RefSeq and is a predicted model, not a curated record.
AGAUGUUGCUGAAACUUAAGAAAACAUUUCAGGUUUUCUGUUCUUAUCAAUGUCAUCAUAGAUGAUUUUCUUUCAUGAUUCAGUGUUUGAAAAAUAUUCAUUGGCACCCUUAUCUUGAAAUCUGAGGCAAAACUAACAAACCCUGAUUCUUAUUUUGCAAUAUGUCUAGCUCGGUAUGGGGAGUGCCCUUGAGACGCUAGCUGGUCAGGCAUUUGGCGCUGGACAAGUUCACAUGCUUGGCAUUUACAUGCAACGCUCAAUUAUAAUCCUAUUCGCCACUUGUGUCGUCCAGGUGCCACUCUACGUGUUUGCAACUCCAAUUCUGAAGCUCCUUGGACAGAAGGAUGAGAUAGCAAAUCAAGCAGGAGUAUUUACACUUCUGGUUCUCCCUCAAUUGUUUUCCCUUGCUGUCAUUUUUCCAACUCAGAAGUUUCUUCAAGCCCAGAGUAAAGUUUCUGUGCUUGCGUGGAUCGCGGUUCUUGCAUUGGUUUCACAAGUUUUUCUAUGUUGGCUUUUCAUUUAUGUAUUUGGGUGGGGAACAUAUGGUGCAGCCAUAGCAUUCGACCUUACAGGUUGGAUCACAGCCUUUGCACAAUUUGGUUAUGUGGUUGGUUGGUGCAAGGAUGGUUGGAAGGGAUUUUCUUGGUCCGCAUUUAAUGAUAUAUGGGCCUUUGUGAGGCUCUCCCUUGCAUCUGCCGUCAUGCUCUGCCUCGAGAUUUGGUAUAUGAUGAGCAUCAUUGUCCUUGCUGGAAACCUUGACAAUGCCGUGACUGCAGUUGGUGCCCUUUCUAUUUGCAUGAACAUUGAUGGGUGGCAGGCCAUGUUGUUCAUUGGAGUCAAUGCUGCUAUAAGUGUUCGUGUCUCAAAUGAGCUUGGCUUUGGACGCCCAAGAGCAACCAAAUAUUCUGUCUAUGUCACAGUCUUUCAAUCACUUCUGAUUGGGAUUCUUUGCAUGAUGGUUGUCCUAGCAACAAGAAAUUAUUUAGGUAUUAUUUUUACGCAUAGCGAAACUAUGCUACGUGCAGUUUCUCGCCUUUCAAUCCUUCUUGGAAUCACAAUGCUUCUCAAUAGUGUCCAACCAGUGAUAUCAGGUGUUGCCAUUGGAGGUGGGUGGCAAUCUAUAGUAGCUUACAUCAACUUGGGCUGUUAUUACAUUUUUGGUCUACCUCUCGGAUAUGUUCUUGGCUAUGUGGCUAAUUUUGGAGUGAUG